Daphnia pulicaria is the source of this 926-nucleotide messenger RNA. Its product is annotated as superoxide dismutase [Cu-Zn]-like. The transcript has 2 exons. The record is from RefSeq and is a predicted model, not a curated record. The coding region runs from base 236 to 796 and encodes 186 amino acids. Gene Ontology annotation, biological process: removal of superoxide radicals. NCBI's taxonomy places the organism in Eukaryota, Metazoa, Arthropoda, Branchiopoda, Diplostraca, Daphniidae. Gene Ontology annotation, molecular function: copper ion binding; superoxide dismutase activity.
AAGGAUGUAGAGGUAUUAAUGUUAGUGAGCGGGAAUUAUAAAUUAUCUGGAUUUGAAACAGGAAACCAGUUUGAUAAAUCUUUGCGGUAUCAAUGCGGUAUUGGAAUUCUAACGAGAGCAGGAUAUUAAACUGGCAUUAGAGAAUGAGUUCAACACUAUUGAAACUACAUCGCAGAAGCAGGUGGUAAGUUUACUGCGUCUCCCCGUUGAAAAAAAAACCUUCAAGAUAGCGAAAAUGAAAAUCGCCGGCACUUUAGCUACCCUGUUGCUGUUGUCGACUUUGGGAUGCUUCUCGGGGGCCCAUUGGGUAAGUGGCCAACACCAUGAAAGUGAUCCUUGCGAAGCCGUCGUCAUGAUGUCCAGUCCGUCCAAAGAUGUGGUUGGUUUCCUCGCUCUAACUCAAAUGAAAUACGGCGUCAAGUUGGUCGGUUGGCUCAUGGGUUUGAAGCCGGGCAGGCACGGAAUGCACGUCCAUUCUUUCGGCGACGUGAAAACCGAUGGCUGCACUUCGACCGGAUCUCAUUACAAUCCGCACAACGCGACGCACGGUGGGCCCUAUAGCGCACCUUACAUGCGGCACGUCGGUGAUUUGGGAAAUGUCGUUGCAAACGAACAGGGGAUUGCCGUCGUCAAUAUCUUUGACAGGGUCAUUUCUCUCAUCGGACCUCUAUCCAUCGACGGACGAGCCAUUGUCGUUCACGCCCAAGAGGACAAUUUAACACCAAACGCCAAUCCUGGCUCCCGAGUUGGCUGUGGUACCAUCGUAAAAAUUACCAAGACUAAAAAAUAUCAUUGAAAAUCAAUUAACAAGUUAUAACUGAUAUACUACUUGAAUUUCUGCCUUUCUUUUGUCUCUUAAUCCCCAUUUUUUUUUCAAUGUUUUUGAAUUAUUUGUCAAUACAAUGUAGGAAUUCUUCCCUGGCAAA